Solenopsis invicta (red fire ant) is the source of this 789-nucleotide messenger RNA. RefSeq names its product zinc finger protein 239. Gene Ontology annotation, cellular component: nucleus. Gene Ontology annotation, biological process: regulation of transcription by RNA polymerase II. The transcript has a single exon. NCBI's taxonomy places the organism in Eukaryota, Metazoa, Arthropoda, Insecta, Hymenoptera, Formicidae. The record is from RefSeq and is a predicted model, not a curated record. Bases 1 to 789 code for a protein of 262 amino acids. Gene Ontology annotation, molecular function: RNA polymerase II transcription regulatory region sequence-specific DNA binding; DNA-binding transcription factor activity, RNA polymerase II-specific.
AUGAACAUAGCUCGCCACAAAUUGAUCCACACAGGACUGAGAAUGUUCACCUGCGAUCUAUGCGAGUAUAGCACUAACCAGAAGUCCAAUCUAGAGUGCCAUCGUCGUCGGCACGCGAAGGACUAUAAUUUUAAAUGCGAAACGUGUGGCAAAGGCUUUUUUCACAGGACCGAGUAUAUGGAACACGAGAACGUGCACACAAACAAUGCGCACACGAACAAGAGUAUGUAUCGCUGCGAGCAUUGUUGUAAGCACUUCGUGUAUAAGAAGAACCUACUUGUGCAUCUGGUAACGCAUCAUGCCGACAAACCAACUUCUGCGUCUACGAGAAACACGAGAACAAGACACGCGUGUAACUUUUGUCAGGAAAGAUUUGUGUACAAGAGAUUGUUGGAGAGGCAUAUGAAAAAUCAGCACGGAUUCACAGACGCGCCGACAAAGCAUUUGUGCGACAUUUGCGGCGCGGAAUUAUCGUCGAUGAGACGACUGAUGGUGCACAAGCGCAAUCACAUGGGGGAGAAAAUCUUUGAGUGUGUCACGUGCAACAAGAAGUUCGCCAGCAAGGAAAAUCUGAGCAUCCAUAAGCGAACGCACACUGGCGACAAACCGUAUGUGUGUCCGCAAUGUGACCGCGGUUUCACGCAGAGGACAUCCUUGGUGCUGCAUCUGCGAUAUCAUUCGGGUCAGAGACCUUAUCAAUGUUCGGAUUGUAACAAGGGCUUUGUGUCCAACACCUUGCUCAAGAGACAUCGCAAAGUGCACAAGAAGACCACGCAGCCAAAGCUGUGA